AUGUCGUCGCCUGCCUUGAACAAGAUCGCCCCCAACAGCCCCUCGAGGCAGAACCCGUCCGAGAUCGAGACGAGCAUCGCCAAUGCUCUCUACGACCUCGAGACCAACAUCCCCGACUUGAAGACCUCUCUUCGCGCUCUUCAGUUCGUCUCCGCUCGCGAGAUCGAGGUCGGUCAUGGCAGGAAGGCCAUUGUCAUCUUCGUCCCUGUCCCUACUCUCCAGGGCUGGCACAAGACCCAGCAGCGUCUCACUCGUGAGCUCGAGAAGAAGUUCUCUGACCGCCACGUUUUGAUCAUCGCUUCCCGCCGCAUUCUCCCCCGUCCCAAGCGCUCCAACCGCUCCCGCACUUCCCAGACCCAGAAGCGUCCCCGCUCCCGAACUCUCACUGCCGUCCACGACGCUAUCCUCACCGACCUCGUCUACCCCGUCGAGAUCGUUGGCAAGCGCACCAGGACCCGUGAGGACGGAUCCAAGAUCCUCAAGGUCAUCCUCGACGAGAAGGAGCGCGGUGGUGUUGACUACAGGCUCGACACCUACUCUGAGGUGUACAAGCGCCUCACUGGCAAGGGUGUGAACUUCGAGUUCCCCCAGGCUGCUGCGGACUACUAGGCGGAAAACUUGGGCAUUCAUGGUUCAGGCGUACGGCUAGGGCAUAACUCAUGCAUCAUGU
This is a messenger RNA of Aaosphaeria arxii CBS 175.79, 670 nucleotides long. Its product is annotated as ribosomal protein S7e. Lineage: Eukaryota; Fungi; Ascomycota; Dothideomycetes; Pleosporales. Gene Ontology annotation, cellular component: cytosolic small ribosomal subunit; ribosome; 90S preribosome. Gene Ontology annotation, biological process: ribosomal small subunit biogenesis; rRNA processing; translation. The record is from RefSeq and is a predicted model, not a curated record. The transcript has 3 exons. Bases 1 to 609 code for a protein of 202 amino acids. Gene Ontology annotation, molecular function: structural constituent of ribosome.